Messenger RNA from Pseudomassariella vexata, 822 nucleotides. RefSeq lists its product as uncharacterized. The record is from RefSeq and is a predicted model, not a curated record. The coding region runs from base 1 to 822 and encodes 273 amino acids. The transcript is spliced from 2 exons. Lineage: Eukaryota; Fungi; Ascomycota; Sordariomycetes; Amphisphaeriales; Pseudomassariaceae.
AUGCCCAAGACAGCACUCAUCAGCGGCGGCGCAAGAGGCAUCGGCAGGUGUCUUGUCCGACGUUUCUGCGAACUGGGGUACAAUGUCUAUGUAUUCGACAUUGACGAAGAGGAAUUGAACCACACGGUCAACAGCCAUCUCCAGAGCUACACGGAUGCCCAGAAGUUAUCCUCGAGUGUAUGCGACUUGCGCGACGCGGAUGAGAUUCAGAACAAAGUCGACGAGGCAGCGAGGUUUCUCGGCGGCAGGAUCGACGUUUUGGUCAACAAUGGAGGUAUUGCGACGCCCCAGUGGAAGGAUGGCCGGACUAUGGCGGACCAGGAGACAUUGGCUCAGUGGCGUGCGUACAUAGACACUAACCUCACCGCGCCCUUCGCUGUUUCCCAGGCCUGCCUGCCAUAUAUGCGCCAACCAGCAGAAGAAGCUCUUCACGUCAACGACAGUGACGCCGGCCCCUGCAUAAUCCACAUUGGGAGCUUCCGCGCGCACCAGAGCGACCCCAACCAGGAAGGAUACGCCAGCAGCAAGGCGGGCCAGUUAGGUCUGAUGCACAGCAUGGCCGUCAGUUUAUCGCAGUGGGGUAUCAGGGUGAAUCUUGUCGCGCCGGGCAGGAUCAAGGUCGCACACGAAUGUAAGGAUGGCGACGAGAAGGGGGUUGAGUGGGCUCAUUUAAAUGAGGAUGGCGACGUGGAGCAUCACUUGACUAAUCGCGCUGGGAGGCCCAAGGAUGUUGCUGAUGCGGUGGAGUAUUUGGCUAAUGCUGGGUUUGUCUCGGGGCAGGAGAUUAUCGUUGAUGGGGGUGCGAGCAAGAAGAAGGCUUAG